AUGACUGGAGAAUGCGAUUCCCUGCGAAUUCAGCUUGCCGCUGCCGAACAAAGAGCCAAUGAAUUGAGUCUAAAGUGUCAGCAACUCGAAAGCCAGAUUUUGGAGCCAUUCAACUCUACUCAAUCCGCCCAAAAUAUUCAUUCGGGGGUUCUGACACCUGGACGUUCCUCAGUGGCCCAGACUAGCGCAGAAACUUCAUCACAUUAUGAACCGCUGAGCGGGAACCCAGACCGCCAGUUCGCCAGUCGCAUUCUGAGACCAACAUUCACGCUGAGGUCAAAUAACAGAGGAAUCAAUUGCAGUGCCAUGAGCAGCGCUUGGGAGCUGUGGGGAGAUGUCACAGAUACCAUUCAAGAGUUUGAGACCAACAGAACAGACCUCAACCACGACGCUUAUCUCAACCUAGCCCGCGAAUUCUUUGCCAGGCGAUGGCCAUAUUUACCUGUUGUACACAAACAGACCUUUUUCGAUGAACAUAUGGGCGCUUUUCUAACAAAUUCAGGCACAGGAACACUGUCAAAUUUCAUGGUGAAUAUCGUUUGUGCCAUCGCUUCGGCAGAGAAAGCCUCCCAGCAGAACAGCGAAAAAGACCAUAGAGUCUUUUUUAGGGACGCUGUCAAGGAUUUGCAUCUGGUGAUGAGCUCUGAAAACUUUGAAUGUGUUCAGUGUCUCCUCCUACUCUGCAUGUAUGGCCACAACGAGCCUCAGUCAGUCAACAUGUGGUACACCACUGGACUUGCUCUGAACUUAGCGGUCGGUCUCGAUUUACAUCGAAAAGAAAGUCUGUACGGGCAAGAUACAAAAGGAGCCGAACUAUCGAAGCGUGUCUUCUGGUGCGCCUACGUGAUGAACUGCAGCAUGGCAAUCAAUAUGGGUCGACCGCUGGGGAUACAGGGAUCAGAUAUCAGCAUGCCCUUGCCUCUACAGCUUACGGAUACUCAGCUCGACGAAUCUUUUCAUACACCCCUCGUCGAAGAGACCUUGAUACCUCAAGUAAAUGAUAUGUCAACUUUCAUACAUAUCAUCAAGUUACGUCGCAUGAAUGCGGAUGUAUACACAACAUUCCAUUCCAUUGGAUCUAGGUCAACCGAGGCCUCUGAGUUGGAUCGACUCCGCAACGAUUAUUUCGUGAAGCUGAAUCAGUGGUUGAUAACUGCACCUCGGUAUAUGCAGACUUUGUCUACUUUUCAGUCAACUGAAUGGUUUCAGAUCGCCUUUCACCACGCUGUUCUAGCGCUUUAUCGUCCAUCGCGCGCUAUUCCGAUGCCUUCCCCAGAGAAUUUAAGAGUCUGUACCGAAUCAGCUAUUGGCCUCAUCAGUUCAUACAGUGCUUUGUAUGCGCGAAACCGCAUCAAGUAUACCUUUGUCGCAAUACACUCGCUCUUUAUGGCAGCAGUGACCAUGCUUUAUUCCCUACGAGCGUUUGCGCCUCUUCGAAGAGAACUGACAAAGCCUGUUAUUCAAACCAAUAUCUUCACUUUUCUAACACUUUUUCGUGGGAUAUGCAAUGGACGGGCAGUGGGAGAGAAAUGUUGUGGUAUCGUUGAAAGGCUGGGUCAUUCAAUACUGUCACUGUUCGAAAAUGAAGAUCAAGCCGAGUUGAGAAUCGACUCGGAAUUCCAGACAUGGUUUGGUCUUCAAACGCAUACAUUUUCCCCGACGAGAGUGAAUCGACUUUGGAAUUCCAGUCACAAAAUCUAUCACCCCAAUUUCCUGAAAUACAAGUUGAUUUACCGUGGACUGAUUUGUUUACACAAGGGUUAG
Molecule: messenger RNA, 1764 nt
Organism: Penicillium manginii
Lineage: Eukaryota; Fungi; Ascomycota; Eurotiomycetes; Eurotiales; Aspergillaceae
Product: fungal specific transcription factor domain-containing protein
Exons: 1
Coding region: 1-1764 (587 amino acids)
Biological process (GO): positive regulation of transcription by RNA polymerase II; DNA-templated transcription
Molecular function (GO): zinc ion binding; DNA-binding transcription factor activity, RNA polymerase II-specific; sequence-specific DNA binding
Source: RefSeq, a predicted model, not a curated record